AUGUCUCUCGAAAGUGCAUCGAGCCCGGGACGUUCGAGUUCUAGCGCGUACAGCGACAGGCUCAGUCCGUACCCGAACAAAGGGCUAUGCGGAGAUCCAGAAUACGAGGAGGAUUUUGAGUCCGAAGAUUAUCUGAGGAAACUGGAGCAGUUGACCCAAUGGGUGAAGGAAGCAAAGCACCUUGUUUUCUUCACCGGUGCCGGUAUCUCAACGGCAUGCGGUAUACCAGACUUCCGCGGUCCGAAUGGCGUUUGGACGCGUGAGACGGCGAGUAGAGGACUCAGGACGAGGGACACGGCGGUGACACCAUCUGCCACAGAGGGAGCGGACAUCACUGUCUCUUUCUCGGAGGCUUUGCCGAGUUUCUCUCAUUCGGCCAUUGCGGAGCUCGUCGGUCGAGAGAAGGCGAAGGCAGUGGUGACACAAAACGUCGAUGGGCUACACUGGAAGUCGGGUGUGCCACGCUCACUCUUGUCUGAGAUACAUGGAUGCCUCCUCGCCUCGUAUUGUGACAGUUGCCUAACUGAGUUCCGCCAUCUAGAUGACGUCGGAGGCUGCGGUCACCGUCCCUUGCCAGGAGGACUGCUCUGUCCCAAGUGUGAACGCAGCAACACAAGGACGUCGUUACGUCGACCGGUGCGCACGGUGAGACGUGAAGGCCAUCGCCGGGAUUGCGUACUGCGUGACUGUGUAUUGGAUUGGAACGAGGAGCUCCCCGAACCUGAUAGAAGCCGAGCUAUCCGUCACUGCAAGCUCGCUGAUCUCUGCAUUGUUGUCGGUUCCUCCCUUCGCAUUGAGCCUGCCAGUUCAUUCCCUUUCUAUGCUCAGUGGAUCAACAAACGUAUGAAGAAAUUCGAGCGAGGUCGAGUGGUCAUCAUAAACCUCCAGAAGACCGAAUAUGACCAUCGCUGUGGUAC
This is a messenger RNA of Perkinsus marinus ATCC 50983, 917 nucleotides long. Its product is annotated as NAD-dependent deacetylase sirtuin-5, putative. Lineage: Eukaryota; Perkinsozoa; Perkinsida; Perkinsidae. The transcript is spliced from 7 exons. The annotation marks the transcript as partial. Gene Ontology annotation, molecular function: NAD+ binding. The record is from RefSeq and is a predicted model, not a curated record.